Messenger RNA from Cutaneotrichosporon oleaginosum, 2208 nucleotides. Lineage: Eukaryota; Fungi; Basidiomycota; Tremellomycetes; Trichosporonales; Trichosporonaceae. The record is from RefSeq and is a predicted model, not a curated record.
AUGGGCCGCGCCGGGCGCCGGGUGUCACCUCAGUCCUCGUCGUCUUCGUCCUCGUCCUCGUCCUCUCCAUCCUCCUCAUCAUCCUCCUCCUCCUCCUCCUUUUCUCCACUCCCUCCCGCUCUCCCCCUCCACUCGCCGCUCAACACAUCGAGCACCCAACACCCCGGCCUCCUGGGCACCGCCGCGUUAGAUCGCGACACCGCCCAGACGCGUGCUCCCGAGUCGCCAACUCCCGACACCCCCGGCACGGCUCGCGAUGCCCUAAUCAAUGCUAUAACUCGUCCCCGCCACUCGAAUGCAGAGGUCACUUACGCGACCUCUGCACACUCGCCCGAGGACGAGCUCAUGUCGGACCAGAGCACGAUUUCGUCGUACGCGUCGAGCAACGGAACCCUCUCCAGACAGGGCAGCGACGAUGACAUUGCCGUCGAGCGCAUGUAUCGCGGGUAUCUCGAGAAGCCCCACGUCCAGACCAACCUUCCUUACAAGCACCGCGAGUUUGGGCACUGCAACAACCCAAACCACCGCUGGACCUCGUCGUACAACCCAGCGGAGCCUGUCCACCCCGAGGAGGAGCUCGAGCCUCCCUUUUACAUCCUGCUCACAACAUACCUCUCCUACCUCUUCCUCAUCUCCCUCGGACACAUCCGCGACUUCUUUGGCAAGAAGUUCUACUCGCAGAACUACGCGCAUCUCCUCCCGGCCAACGGGUAUGCCGCUCUCAACUCGGACUUUGACUCGUUCUACACUCGUCGUCUGAAGACCCGUCUUGAUGACUGCUUCUCGCGCCCCGUGACUGGCGUCCCCGGUCGCUCGAUCAUGCUUCUCGACCGCUACUCGAACGACGCACGCGAGUCAUUCAAUCUUUCGGGUACUCAGACGCGUGCUCUCAACGUCUCGUCUUACAACUACCUCGGCUUCGCGUCAUCGUCUGGCGGCUGUGCGGAUGCCGUCGCCGACUCCAUCCGCCGCUACGGUGUUGCUGGUGCUGCUCCGCGUCACGACGCCGGAACCCUCGACCUGCACCACCAGGCUGAGAAGCUCACAGCGCGCUUUGUCGGUGCUGAGGCUGCCCUUAUCAUCUCGAUGGGCUUUGCGACCAACUCGACGACUAUUCCCGCCUUUGUCCAGAAGGGCUGCCUUGUCAUCUCGGACGAGCUCAACCACGCUUCGAUUCGCAACGGUGUGCGCCUCUCUGGCGCGUCCAUCCGCACUUUCAAGCACAACGACAUGAAGUCUCUUGAGAAGCUUCUCCGUGACUCUAUUUCGGAGGGUCAGCCGCGCACCCACCGCCCUUGGAAGAAGAUCCUUGUCAUUGUCGAGGGUCUAUUUUCAAUGGAGGGCACGCUGGUAAACCUUCCCGCCCUCAUGGAGCUUAAGCGUCGGUACAAAUUCUACCUGUACGUCGACGAGGCCCACUCUAUCGGCGCCAUGGGCCCAAACGGUCGCGGCGUUUGCGACUACUUUGGCAUUGACCCUCGCGAGGUCGACAUUCUUAUGGGCACGUUUACGAAGUCGUUCGGGGCUGCCGGAGGCUACAUUGCAGGCUCCAAGGAGGUCAUCGAUAGCUUGCGCGUGCGCUGCCACGCCAUGUGCUACGCUGAGGCGAUGUCUCCUCCUAUUCUCACCCAAAUCAUCGCGUCCAUGUCGGCCAUCAUGGGCGUUGCCCCUCCUCUUGCGCCACCCGCCGACCUCGAGGAAGACUCGUCGUCGGCUGUGUCGGUCUGGAGCAGGCACCAGAGCUUCGGGCCCGCCCCCGCGUCCACGCUGCCGACGUGGAUGCAGCUGCCAGUGGCACUCUCGAAUGGCACUGAGGGCCGUGAGCGCCUGCGCCGGCUUGCCUUCAACUCGCGUUACCUCUCAUCUGGCCUGCGUAAGCUCGGCUUUAUCGUGUAUGGGCAUCGCGACUCGCCGAUCAUUCCACUACUACUCUACAACCCCGGCAAGAUGGGCAUGUUCUCGCGUAUGAUGCUUGAGCGUGUGGGUGCCGAGAAGACGCCGAUAGCAGUAGUCAUUGUGGCGUACCCCGCCACUCCCCUCAUCCAGUCGCGCGUGCGCUUCUGCCUAUCGGCAUCUCACACCAAGACGGACAUUGACCUGCUGCUGCGCGCCUGCGACGAGGUCGGCGACAUCCUCGACCUCAAGUGGUACCGGAACGACCGCUGGACUCCACAAAUCUCGAUGACGUGCAGUAGCGUGCGUUAUUGA